CACGUAGAUUAUGUGAGCAAAUAUGUCUUAUAUAAUUUUAAAAAUAAAUUAUAUAUAAUCUAUUGCUUCGAUAUUAUGAAAUAACAUAAUUUCACUAGUUAAAAUUUAUUAACUAAAUAGUUUGAUAUCAUAAAGUAUAAAAUGAGAUUAGUUAAUAUUGAACACUUAAAUUUUAUUAUUAUUAUUAUUUUAAUCUUGACAUUAAUAACAUGUAUCUUGCAUGACAUAAAAAAUGAAUAUAUCAAAUACGAGUUAAAAUUUUAUUAAGCAAGCUAGUUCAAAUUCGACUCGACUCGACUUAUUCAUAAACGAGCCGAGCUCGAGCUCAACUCAUCUCAACCUAGGGUAAAUUUCAAUUCGACUCGAGUCAUUUGCAGCCCUACUUGCAUGAGUAUUGAGUAGUGAGAUUGGCAAACAAACUAGGGCCCUUUCUGGUCCGAUCUAACACGAUUGGACUUGGACCAAUAUUCCACCAAGCUCUUAUGGGCCAAUCCAUCUUACUUUGCUUGUGUCCACCAAGCCCAACCAACCGAGCUGUAGUUCCUGUCAAGCAUGGGCUACAAUGGAGCCCGAAUCUGAUAUUGCAUUGCAUGCCUCGGUACCACUAGAUAACGUCUUGGGCCCUGGCGAAGAUUUACGCAACAAACUUAGGGAAGGUGCCCAACCCAGUCCAAUUGCAAAGCCGAAGUGGAAGGAGGGACCCCUGCAAAAGCCCAAUCUGGUUCUGUGGCCCAGGCCCAACAAAUGUCAACAACAACAAUAGUCUCACUCGGUCAACCAACUCAGCCCGACUCACCUACCUAAGAUACGUGCGUGGCAGAUUAUUAUUAUUAUAUUAUUGCCAGUUGGCUGAGCAGACAAAUGUGAUGUAAAUUGUAUGCUAAAAAAUUUGUGCGGCCUAGAGUUUUUAAAGGGAAUGUUGGCCUAAUUCAUGUCUAUAUUUGUGGGGUUCUUGGUAGCAAAUUUUGUAUAAACCUCGAGUUCACGAAAUCGUUAGAUAUCUAGUUUUCGUUCAAUAUUUGUGAUGUCUAGCGAGAAACUAGAUAUUUUGAUUGAGUUUCACUGAUAAUAUGAAUAUUUGAUACAUCAUCUUGAUAUUUAACGUGCAUAGCGGAUAGUGUACACGAUUCGGUGAAAAUUCUGUCGAUCUUAAUUCAUUGGUAGUACAAAUUAAAAGUUUCCAUUGCACUUGUUCAACACAGAAGAUCAAGUGUUGCAAAGUCAUUAUUUGAAAAUCUUGAGAUACUACCAGAACCCGAAAAACAAAAAUAUGUCUAGUCUCCAUGUAAAUGUGUGAGAUCACGAAUCGCCGAACUAAUUUUAAUAAGUCAAUUGCUAAAUUCGCGUGAUGACUAUUGUAUAGUGAUCGAUCCGAUCCGUACUCCGAAAGAAACUGAAUUUUACUAUACAUUAUUGCUCUAUGCAUUUUCCCUUUAUUCUAACCUUGAUAAAGUUUUGGAUUCCCCUCGAUUCUUAACCGGACAAAUCUCAAGUGAUUUUUCCUUAGAUUUUUUUUUUUAAAACCCCUGAAAACUGGCAAAAGAAAAACCCAAAAGUUAAAUCUGCCGUUUGGAACCAUUAAUAUAAAGCAAACUCUCCUGUCCACACUUCCACACUCUCUGCACUCUCAAAAAGCUCUUCUCCCCCUUCCAGUUCCAUCAAUGGAAACCUUCGGCAUCCUCGCCACCCUCUCCGUCUGCCUCCUCGGCGGCAUCUACUGGUUCGUCUGCCUCCUGGGCUCGGCCGAGCAGAAGGGCAAGCACGCCGCCCAGCUCUCCGGCGGCUCGAUCUCCGCCGAGAAAGUCCAGGACAAGUACCAGCAGUACUGGUCCUUCUUCCGCACUCCUUCACAGAUCGCAACCGCCGAGAAGGUUCCCGCAUUCGUCGACACAUUCUACAACCUCGUCACCGACAUCUACGAAUGGGGUUGGGGCCAAUCUUUCCACUUCUCACCUUCCCUGCCGGGGAAAUCCCACCGCGACACCACCCGCCUCCACGAGGAAUUCGCCGUCGAUCAGCUCAAAAUCAAGCCCGGGAGCCGGAUCCUCGACGCCGGGUGCGGAGUCGGCGGCCCGAUGCGCGCGAUUGCGGCGCAUUCCGGCGCGAAAGUGGUCGGGAUCACGAUCAAUGAGUAUCAGGUGAAAAGGGCUCGCGACCACAACAGGAAGGCCGGGCUCGAUUCGCUGUGCGAGGUCGUCUGCGGCAAUUUCUUGAAAAUGCCGUUCGAGGACGCGAGCUUCGAUGGGGCGUACUCGAUCGAGGCGACCUGCCAUGCCCCCAAGCUCGAGGAGGUAUACUCUGAGAUUUUUAGGGUUUUGAAGCCUGGAUCGAUGUAUGUUUCGUACGAAUGGGUGACCACUGAUCUGUACAAAUCGGAGGAUCCUGUCCAUGUGGAGAUAAUUGAAGGGAUUGAGAGAGGGGAUGCGCUGCCAGGGCUUAGGAGGUACAACGACAUUGCAGAGACGGCGAUGAAAGUUGGGUUUGAGGUGGUGCAGGAGAAGGAUUUGGCGAGGCCGCCGGCGGGGCCGUGGUGGUCGAGGUUGAAGAUGGGGAGAAUUGCUUACUGGAGGAACCACAUUUUGGUGACUGCACUUUCUUGGAUAGGGAUUGCCCCCAAAGGUGUGGUGGAUGUUCAUGAGAUGCUGUUCCACACUGCAGAUUACUUGACUAGAGGUGGAGAGACUGGCAUCUUCACUCCUAUGCAUAUGAUUGUCUGCAAAAAGCCAGAGGCUUAAUCGCAAAAAACUAAAAGGGCGGUGGUCUAAUUCUUCCCUCUGGUUUGGCUUGGCUUGGCUUAAUCAUGGAUGGAGGUUGCUGCUGCUGCAAUUGAAAAUUAGCUGUGCUUUGGGGGUCCUGGUGAUAAUUUGAUAACUUUUGUUUCUUCCUUUUGUCCCUUUUCAAGAUAUUAGUUCUAGCUUUGGGAGCCUUAUUGGGUUUUAGCUGUGGUCCUUUUGUCUCUAUUGUUGUUUGCUGUUGGUGUUAGUUGGCAGAUAGCAACUGCUCUGUCUUUGGUUAGUUUCACUAGCUUCCUUCUUUGUUACCUCUUUUAGCAUAAUGCAGUGGGAGGACUACCAGUUGUGUUUUGGUUAUGGACAAGCAGGAUUGAAAUAGGGUUUGGUAUUUAUCUUACUCUAAUUUGUUGAACAUGAAGGAAGAACAGUUUCUGUGAGAAUUUUCCUACUCUUACUUAACCAUUUGCUCAAGUUCCUCAAAGUUCAACAAGUCUCUGCAUUUAUCUUCUUCAUUGCCUUGUUCCUCUUUGCAGACUCUGAUAUGAUGGUUCAACUGCAUUUAUGAAGGCAGCAUAUAUUCUAUACAUUUCCCUGAAUUUGUUUAUCUAGUUGCCUUUGAUUUAACGGGUGGAAUGUCUGCGUAUGGCCACCUGCUAGUUUGGUGUGUUACGGCUGAAAUUGAUGCUGGAAUAUAGCUGAUGUGUUCAGUUAUUGUCUUAAAUCCAUGGCAUGUGAUCCCAAUAGCUGUAUGGGGGACUCGUUUGUCAGAAUCAUCUGUUUUCCAACUUGGCUGGCUGCUGGUCAGGCCUCAAAUCAGAGGACACAAAGGAAGACUUAGAAAGCCUCGAGCUUUGUGUGUAAACAAAACACAACUCGUUCUGUGGUCAGUCAUUUAUUGAUUUCGUGCGGUCGCUCCCCAGUGGUAAGGGCAUUGCGCCGUAUCGCAAGGUAUUAAUGACCGCUUUUGAUGGUGGAUAUAUUCUGAUAUCAAUGAGAGCAAGAGGUACGAUGUGGACAUAACAACCUUGGGAUCAUUUAUGAUUCAGUAUGACUGUGAUAGACUUUAAUGUGCAUGCAUACUGUUGUUGCAUUUGAUGCCCAAGAUUCAGUAGUUGAGUUGGAUCUGGACGUCGACAGAGGCAGACAGUGACUUUCUUUCAUCGAGUGUUUAUGAACUGUGUUUAUGACAGAUUUAACUAGUUUGUGUCAUCUGAUGCUCAUUAUAGAACCCUUUACUUGUAUUUGUAUAUAGUUUAGCUGUCAGCUCAUGGAAGUGAACCUUUACACUGAACUUGAUCUUGUGAAGAAAAGGAAACAAGAUUAUACAAAGAUCUUUUGUUAUCACGUGACAUCUUGUUGUGUUGCAGAAUAUUGUAUUCUUUGUGGAUCUCAAAGUUUACAAAAUUACAGUGGAUCCAUUCAAUUCCAGGGAUUACAAUAAUGUUGGGUUCUUUUG
This is a messenger RNA of Linum trigynum, 4188 nucleotides long. Lineage: Eukaryota; Viridiplantae; Streptophyta; Magnoliopsida; Malpighiales; Linaceae. The record is from the annotation of a GenBank genome assembly.